AUUCUAUAAAUUGUGUUUAAACAGGGUUGUUUCCAGCAUGGCGGAUGGAGAGGGUUUUGUGGUGAGAGUCAGAGGAUUACCCUGGUCCUGUUCUGUUGAUGAAGUUCAGAGGUUUUUUUCAGAGUGCAAAAUUGCAAACAAUGGGACAAGCAUACAUUUCACAUACACACGGGAAGGGCGACCAAGUGGAGAGGCGUUUGUCGAGUUCGAAUCAGAAGAGGACCUUAAAAUUGCAGUGAAGAAAGAUCAUGAAACCAUGGGCCACCGUUAUGUAGAAGUAUUCAAAUCCAAUAGUGUUGAGAUGGACUGGGUUCUGAAGCACACCGGACCGAACUGCCUGGACACAGGAGGGGACGGCCUGGUUAGGCUUCGCGGUCUGCCAUUUGGAUGCAGCAAAGAGGAAAUUGUCCAGUUUUUUGCAGGUAUGUCCGAUAGGAAGUUCGAAUUGCCCUAUUUACUCAAAAUUAAACAGUAUACCAACAUUUUGCUAAGGUUAUUUUAGUUCAUCGGACCAUCAUUUGCACAUAAACGAGCCUUGAACAUUUAAAUCAAAGUGCUCCGUUUCAGUCAUUUAAUCUUUAAAAUUAGGAAUAGUUGAAAUUUGUAUUGAAUCUUAAGGAUUGGACCAUCCAGAAGGACCAAGA
Sinocyclocheilus grahami is the source of this 644-nucleotide messenger RNA. Its product is annotated as heterogeneous nuclear ribonucleoprotein H-like. The transcript has 3 exons. Lineage: Eukaryota; Metazoa; Chordata; Actinopteri; Cypriniformes; Cyprinidae. Bases 38 to 502 code for a protein of 154 amino acids. The record is from RefSeq and is a predicted model, not a curated record. Gene Ontology annotation, molecular function: RNA binding.